GCAGGUCACUGAGCUGCAGAUCCAAGUAGCGACUCUAGUGAAGACGCAUGGACAGCAACAUUGGAAGACAAAGAAACAUCCAGUAGGGUCAAUGGACAAUUGGAUAGACGGCAACAGUGACCACAUCCAGAGGGAGGACUUUGCUCUGAAGUCAAUGGGUGCCUCUGUUGUGAAACACAGUGAAAGCUACAAGACAGGUGCACAGAUUUGUAUGUUUUGGCUCUGCUGGGAAUAUUCACGGUCUCCAGAUGUGAUUCUACAGCGGGAUAACGCCCCAGGGAACUGCUGGGCUCUGCGUGGAUCUCGCGGCUUUGUCGUGGUUAAAUUAGCCAGAGUUAUCCAACCGCUGGCUGUCACGCUGGAUCAUAUUGCCAAGAAAGAUUCUCAGACAGAAGAGAUUUCCAGUGCCCCCCAAAACUUUGCCAUUUAUGGGCUGAAAGAAGAUUUUGGAGAGAAGGGAGCUGCUUUCUUAGGGGAGUUUGUCUAUGAUCAGGAUGGGUUCCCUGUCCAAACAUUCAAGCUGGAGGAUGCAAAUGCAGAUCAAUUCAGAUAUCUACAGCUGAGAGUCUUGAGCAAUUGGGGCCAUCAAAACUAUACGUGCAUCUAUGGGCUUCGUGUGCAUGGGAACCCAGCACUCUGAUGAACCAGCAAGAAUCCACAUGAAAUAAAUAAUUACACCUGGGUAAUGCUUUCACUUUGAUAGUGUUGGUCUGGCUAGUAACAGACAAUGGAAACUGCCUUGUUUCUCUAUAUUACUUUUGCCUCACUCCCAACUGGGGAAGAUGGUUAAGGAAAUGUAACCUGAUUCUUAAAAUCUAAGUUGUGGCCAUGGGCAGAAAACAACACUGUAAAAAUGGCACCGUCUUACAUCACUGAUCUGCUCCCAGAGUAUAUUCUGAAUCCAAUUUGCAGAUUUAAUGGGCCAAAAUAUAUUUUAACAAGUCCUAUUAGUCCUGAUGAGCCAAUACUUUUAGGAAAGACUGAACCCGAGUCUGUCCCAGCUUGAAUACCAUCCACUGACUUGUUAACAAGGCUUUGUUUGUAGAAUGGACAUUACUGUUGCUGACACAUUGUAGUCAGAAAGAACCAAGCUGGACUUUCAAAUUCCAGUGGGCUGGCUGUUAGUGUAGAAAUAUAAUUCUCCUUGCAAUUUUAAUCUGGGAAAAGAGCACCACAACAAGAGUGGAGCCCACAAUACCAUUUGUAGGGUCACUUUUCAGAGCAGAACCACAUUUUAAACUCUGUUCCUAAAGAAUUAGAGACAUUUGUGACCCUGGUGUCUUUCAAAGUCAGAAAACACCUAUGCUGGGCUGAGGCAGUCAGGUCCUGGCUACCCAAAAGAGAGUCUACUUCUUAAGAAAAACAUUCUGGAUAUGUCUACA
Messenger RNA from Pelodiscus sinensis (Chinese soft-shelled turtle), 1382 nucleotides. RefSeq names its product SUN domain-containing protein 3-like. The record is from RefSeq and is a predicted model, not a curated record. Gene Ontology annotation, cellular component: meiotic nuclear membrane microtubule tethering complex; nuclear envelope. Gene Ontology annotation, molecular function: protein-membrane adaptor activity. Lineage: Eukaryota; Metazoa; Chordata; Testudines; Trionychidae.